AUGGCGAAGGUAUUCGAUGCGGCUGAGGUGGCCAAACACAACACCAGCGAGUCCUGCUGGGUCAUCCUCUACGGCAACGUCUACGAUGUGACCAAGUUCCUCCCAGAGCACCCAGGCGGCUCCAAGAUCAUCCUCUCGCUCGCGGGCAAGGAUGCGACCGAGGAGUACGACCCCGUGCACCCACCAGGCACAUUGGAGAGUGAGCUCCCGCCCGAGGCCAAGCUCGGCCGCGUGAACCCAGACUCCAUCGUCAAGGAGAAGGACGAGAGCGUGCAGCAGGACCUGAAGGAGCAGCCUCAGGCGCUGCCCAUGGAGGCGCUGCUGAACAUGGACGACAUUGAGGAGCAGGCGACCCGGCUCAUCUCCAAAAAGGCGCACGCGUACUACUUCUCGGCUGGCGAUGAUAUGCAGUCCAAGAGGUUCAACAACACAGUCUACCGGGACAUCCUCCUGCGACCGCGCGUCUUUGUCGACUGCACAGCAUGCGAUAUGCGCACCACGCUCCUCGGGCACAAGGUGGGACUGCCCAUCUUCGUGGCCCCGGCGGCCAUGGCACGUCUCGCGCAUCCUGAUGGGGAGAAUGGCAUCGCAAAGGCGGCCGCCCACUUCAACGCCAUGCAGAUUGUGUCGAACAAUGCGUCCAUGACGCCGGAGCAGGUCAUUGAGGGGGCGCCGCCAGGGCAGUUGUUUGGCUGGCAGAUCUACGUCCAAAAUCAACGCGAGAAGUCAGAGGCCAUGCUGCGGCGCAUCAACAAGAUGAGGGACCACUACAAAUUCAUCGUCCUCACGCUGGACGCGCCCGUCCCCGGGAAGCGCGAGCUGGACGAGAGGGGCAACCUGACCAACGGCAUGAGCGUACAGAGCGGGAGCAACGAGAAGGGCGAGGGCGAGAAGCGGCCCGGAGGCGGCGGUGUUGGGCAGCAGCUCUUCUUCGGCACCGCGAGCGACCUGACGUGGCAGACCACGCUGCCCUGGCUCGCCAAGCACACUGACCUGCCCAUCGUGCUCAAGGGUCUGCAGACGCACGAGGACGCGUACCUGGCGGCCAAGUACGCGCCUCAGGUGAAGGCUGUCAUUCUCUCCAACCACGGAGGGCGCGCCCUCGACACGGCGCCGCCCGCCGUGCACACGCUGCUCGAAAUCAGGAAAUACUGCCCCGAGGUCUUUGGCAAGAUCGAGGUCUGGGUAGACGGCGGCAUCAAGCGUGGCACAGACGUGGUCAAGGCACUGUGUCUGGGCGCAAAGGCGGUCGGCGUCGGACGCAACGCUCUGUUUGGACUCGGCGCGGGCGGCCAGGCGGGCGUCGAGAGAAUGUUUGAAAUUCUGGAGGCUGAGACGGCCACGUGCAUGCGUCUGCUGGGCGCAAAGAACAUUUCUGAGCUGGGACCCAAGUUUAUCAACACCCGCAAGGUUGAGCGCGACAUAUACGAUGGCGAGCCGGGGCUGGACAAGCAGGGCCUGUGGGAACGCGCCAAGCUAUAG
Emericellopsis atlantica is the source of this 1482-nucleotide messenger RNA. Its product is annotated as FMN-dependent dehydrogenase-domain-containing protein. The transcript has 4 exons. Gene Ontology annotation, molecular function: oxidoreductase activity; heme binding. Lineage: Eukaryota; Fungi; Ascomycota; Sordariomycetes; Hypocreales; Bionectriaceae. The record is from RefSeq and is a predicted model, not a curated record. The coding region runs from base 1 to 1482 and encodes 493 amino acids.